UUACGCGUAGCGAGAACCACGGGCACUCGCUUCUCCUAUUGUGGCGACUGAAUUGCUUUCCAGUACCGUGGUAUUUAGUUAAGCAGAUGGUGCUUCUUCACACCUAGAGAUGUCCUCUCUUGGCGGCUGCUCGACUCAAGUGUGUUGGGGGAUGACAGAAUGACGAACAGAGCUGUGAACAUGCAUACAAACAACAUCAUAACAAGAUGGGACUCAGCGCUGCCGAGAUCAUGAAUUAUUGUGCUGGUGAAUGAAGAAUUGGCAGAGCUGGACCAGUGACACCUUUCAUCCACUGUGCACUGACCAGAGAAAAUGCACGCAUGGACUGUAAAAAUGAGCACCCCAAGUGUUUUGGCUGUGCUGAUGGUGUUUUUGAUGGCUCCCGGCGGGGUGCUGAGUGAUACGAGAGGCACACGAGGUCUGGAAGCCCAACAACUGGCCCCAAGCUCUACUCUCUUGCACCGUCGCCUGAAGAGAAGCUGGAUCUGGAAACAGCUGUUCGUCCCGGAGGAAGACCCCACUCCUCGUGUUAUUGGCCAGCUCAAAUCAAACUAUGACCACGGGGAGUUUUCCAUCAAGUACGUGUUAUCAGGAGAAGGAGCUGGAGACGUGUUUGAGAUCGAUGAGUAUUCUGGUGAAAUCCGUGCACUGAAGAAACUCGACCGUGAGGAAAAAGCAUUCUACACCCUUCAAGCUCAGGCGAUAAACAGGAAGACCAAUGAACCAGAGGAGCCCCAGUCAGAGUUCAUAAUCCAGGUCCAGGACAUCAAUGACAACGUCCCCCAGUUCCAGAACGAGCCGUAUGUGUCCAGCAUCCCCGAAAUGUGUCCAGUUGGGACCACCGUGGCCCAGGUGACAGCCACAGAUGCGGAUGAUCCCAUGUUCGGGAGCAACGCUAAGCUCAUCUACUCCAUCCUGACGGGGGAGCCCUACUUCUCUGUAGAGCCCAAGACAGGGAUUAUUGUCACAUCCUGGGCGAACAUGGACCGUGAAGCCAAAGAGGAGUACCUGGUGGUGGUGCAGGUGAAGGAUAUGCUGGGCCUCAGCGGCGGUUACUCCUCCUCCACCACAGUUACCGUCAGCCUGACGGAUGUCAACGACAACGGACCCAUAUUCCAGCACCAUCUCUAUAACUUUGCCGUCCCUGAGAAUGCACCCGUGGGCACCACCGUGGGCCGGAUUAUGGCAGUGGAUGGGGACGUGGGCGUUCAUGCCAAAAUGACUUACAGCUUGGAGGAUGACCUGGAAAAAAGCUCCAUUGUUAUCAUCAACACUGACCCGGUGACGCAGGAAGGAGUGGUUCUGCUCGCCAAGCCGUUGGACUAUGAAUCCAAGAGCCGUUAUAUCAUGAAUGCAGAGGUAGUUAACGACCAUGUUGACACUCGCUUCCUGGCCCUGGAUGAGUUCAGGGACAGGACGACCCUCAAAAUUAUUAUCGAGGACGUCGACGAGCCUCCCGUCUUCCUCUCCCCGUCCUACGAGUGGGAAGUUCCUGAAAAUGUGGCUGUGGGAACCGUGCUCGGCAGUGUUGGCGCCAGAGACACCGACAUAGUCAACAAUCUCAUCAGAUACUCAAUUGAUAAAAGGAGCGAUCCCACAAAAGCUUUCAAAAUAGACCCAAACAAUGGAACCAUAGCUGUCGCUAAAGCUUUGGACCGAGAGACUGCAGACUGGCACAAUGUGACUGUUGAAGCGAAGGAAACAACGCAAAACCAUUUAUCCUCCUCUGUGGUGGUGUUCAUCAAAGUGCUGGACAUAAACGACAAUGUGCCAAGGCUUGCAAGAGAUUACCAGCCAUAUAUCUGUGAGGGCACGCAGGCGGGAGAAGUUAUUCAGCUUCUCAGCUCUGUUGAUUCAGAUGACCCCAUUGAAGGACACCAUUUCUACUUCUCCAUGGUCCCUGACAAGCAUAUCAAUCCAAACUUCACCAUCAGAGAUAAUCAAGACAAUACAGCUGGCAUUGUGGCGCGCAGGAGUACUUUUACCAUCAAAGAUCAAACCCAGUACCUCCUGCCUGUGGUGGUGGCAGACAGCGGUUUUCCAACCCUCUCCAGCACCAGCACCUUGACCAUCACUGUGUGCAGGUGUCAGCCUGCUGGCCAUUGCCCCACAGGAGGAGUGGAGGCCCUCGCUCUGUCUAUGGGGAUCAGCAUCCACACCUUGUUGGGGAUUCUGGUCUGCCUGGUCACACUUACAGUGCUGUCAGUUCUGAUGCUGAUGGUGAGGAGACACAGGCGGAAACAGCGGGAGGGGCUGGAUGUGGAGGUGAAAGAGCUGGAGCUGCCAGAAACCGUUUCCCAGAAGGUGCUUUACUACGGUGAAAUGGGAGAGGGAAGGACAGACCUGGAACUCUGCCAGCCCGUCGUCCCGCUGCGUCCCCGCCCCAGGAGAAGGGAGAGGAGGAUGCGGCGGGAGGACGUCAGGGCCAGCAUACGGAUGUCACUCCGAGAGUCACACCUCAUUGGGCCGGAGGACGAAGCCUUCAGGCAGUUUAUUCUGGACAGGCUGGCAGAAGCUGAUCAGGAUCCGUACGCUCCACCAUUUGACUGCCUUCGAACUUACGCUUAUGAGGGGUCAGGGUCUCCCACAGGGUCUCUGAGCUCAUUGGACUCUUCCACUUUGGAGCUCGAGCCUGAACAACCCAUUUGUAAUACUAAACCCAGUUUAUUCAAACUCAGCCCUUGGCAUGGUGGACAGGAGGAGGACACAAUCUUUUAAGGAAGUUGUAUAUUUCUUAAUCAUUGCUCCUACAGGGCAUUUCUAAUAAUCGCUUUUAACAACAUUUAUAUCCUGUUUGCCUCGUUGGCAGGUUUCUUUUAUUUGGAUUCACUGUGCUACCAGUUUCCUCUUCAGUUUAAGGCUUCAAGCUAAGCUCGAAUUAACCAGGUGAAUAUUUAUUCAUGUGUACGUUCAAAAAUAUGCAUUCAUUACUGUAAAUAUGAAUCAAACAUUUCAUGUUAAAUCAUAUCUGAAUGUGUAACCGUAAGACAAGCUUACGUUUUCAAAAAUGAGGGAAAAAAAUACAAGGGUUACUGUAUUUUGUACGAAACAUGCCAAUGGCUGUGAAUAUUUUUUUUUUUUUUACAUUUUUUUAUAUGCUGAAAUGAAUUCAUGAACAUGGAUGUUUUGGUUUUCAUAAACAGACGUUUCCAAAAUGACAUUUCCCUGAAAUCAAACAUAUUUGGGCCUAAUCUGGAUUGUUGUCAGCACUCAUUGCUUAGUUAUUGCACUAACAAGUGUUAUGUGAGCCAGAUGUGGCUCAUUUUCUGAAUGCGGCCAGACAGAUGCGGCCCAGAUUUCAAAAACUCGUUUUUAACAUGGCAACUGCUGUCAAGGUCAAGCAUGGACAGAAGAAAAUGAAGAAUUGGACUACGUCUGGUGGAUUUGUGGCCCAGUUUGUGCAGCCUCAGCCAAAUCUAAUUUGGGCCAAAUAUAACUGCAGAUAUGUGCAACAUACAAAUAUAAUCUGGGCUUUCAACCAUUAUAUUUAGAGUAUGAGUAUAACUUUGCUCCAAAGUGACAGUACUGUAUAAAUCUGAUACUUUUACUUUUUUGUUUGGAUUGAAAUGACAAGUCAACUUUCAAAGUUGGUGAACUGAUUAACAACAUUCAGAACACAGACAUUUCUAUUUUUAAAAAUAGUAUUUAUGUGUAAAAGUUCUUUGACAAUUUAAUUGUUUAUAUUUGUAUUUUUAUAUGUUCUUUACGUUAGAAAAUUUAAUUUAUUUCUGACUGCGCAGCAUAAGUGUUUGAGAUGUCAGCUACCUGCAGAGAACAUUUUUUAUUUGAUUUAAAUGCCUGUGAAAAGGUAGUGAAUUAUUAUGGUUUAUAGAAAGCUUUAUAAUAAGCAAGUGCUCAUCAUUUACAAAAAAUCUAAUUUUAGUAUUUAAGUUAAAUUAUGACAUUAUCAACAUUUUUGGUAAUCGUAUGUUAAUGCUACUAUAGUAAUAGCUGAAAUUGUCAGCAUCCAUAUUGUACAGUGGAUGUCUUUCUCUUCUGUUGUUGCUGUUUAAAACGUAUUCAUAGAUGCUGACAUGUUAAGAUUGCUUGUUGGACUUGUUGGGCCAGUACUGCUCAGAGGUAACAAGAAUUUUUGAGUUGAACAUACCAAUUAUAUUUGUCUUUUUAUGCUACCAUGUUGUAUGUUCAACAAUCAUCAAUAAACAAU
Molecule: messenger RNA, 4168 nt
Organism: Cololabis saira (Pacific saury)
Lineage: Eukaryota; Metazoa; Chordata; Actinopteri; Beloniformes; Belonidae
Gene: cdh19
Product: cadherin 19, type 2
Exons: 12
Coding region: 313-2718 (801 amino acids)
Biological process (GO): cell-cell junction assembly; homophilic cell-cell adhesion; cell morphogenesis
Cellular component (GO): plasma membrane; catenin complex; adherens junction
Molecular function (GO): cadherin binding; calcium ion binding
Source: RefSeq, a predicted model, not a curated record